AUGGUCAACUCCGGACCCAACAUCAAAGGAACGGGGAAGAAGGACGGAAGCACAGCAGAGCUUCGGCCGUCCGACACCAUCGCCGUCGAACAACCGAAGCACCUUCUACCCGACCGAAUCCGCCGCAGUCCUCCGCCCACCACCGCCCCGCCUCUGCCAUCACCACUGGCCGGAGGCAAAAAGAUGGUAAUUCCCAAGCCCACCAACAGGGGAAAAGGGAAAAGAACAGAGAACGCGGCGGAACUUCGAAACCCACCUCCCUUCACCACUCACCGGAAAACCGAAAUAGCCCGCUGGUCGGCCAAAGAAAUACCGACCCAAUCUUAA
Striga asiatica is the source of this 327-nucleotide messenger RNA. The record is from the annotation of a GenBank genome assembly. Lineage: Eukaryota; Viridiplantae; Streptophyta; Magnoliopsida; Lamiales; Orobanchaceae.